Molecule: messenger RNA, 1793 nt
Organism: Striga asiatica
Lineage: Eukaryota; Viridiplantae; Streptophyta; Magnoliopsida; Lamiales; Orobanchaceae
Source: the annotation of a GenBank genome assembly
AUUUUUAUUUUUUUUCCUUUUCCAACUAAAUCCCCAAAUUAAUAAUCUGCCUCAAAAUUUCCAACUGAAACCCUAACUGGCGAUGGGUGAAAUCCCCGCCAUCGCCGCCUCUCAUCAUCCUUCCAAUGAGAUUCAAACCAUUGGUGCUCCACCUCAUACGACGUCGUAGCCCGAACGUGGAGACAUUGUUUCCUCUCUUCAAUCCUUUCAUGGCUUCCCAAACCCAACCCCUCUGCUCGCAAACGCUUCCAGCAGAUGGCGACAAAAGUAGCAACGACGACGUUCUAUGCUCCGCCGAAAAUACUGUUCCUCUCUCCGAGCUCGAAGCAGUUUCUCUUGGCCGUCCGAACGGGUAUCUAACCGGGGAGGUCCGCAUCGAGAUGGCCUGGGCCCACUGGAACAAGUUGGGUCGGCCCAAACUCAUCGUUGCCCCCAUGGUCGACAACUCCGAACUGCCUUUCCGGAUGCUUUGCCGUAAGUACGGCGCUCAGGCGGCUUACACGCCCAUGCUGCAUGCCAGGAUUUUCAGCGAGAACGAAAAAUACAGGUCCCAGGAAUUCACCACAUGUAAGGAGGAUAGGCCGCUGUUUGUGCAAUUCUGUGCAAAUGAUCCGGACAUCUUGCUGGAGGCAGCACGCAGAGUUGAGCCAUUCUGCGACUACGUGGACAUUAAUUUAGGGUGUCCUCAGCGUAUAGCAAGAAGAGGCAACUAUGGUGCUUUUCUCAUGGACAACCUCCCUCUCGUCAAAUCCCUAGUCGAGAAACUCGCGCACAACCUAAACGUGCCCGUCUCAUGCAAAAUCAGGAUCUUUCCAAAUCUCGAGGACACCAUCAAAUACGCCAAAAUGCUCGAGGACGCUGGCUGCUCUCUCCUGGCCGUGCACGGACGAACACGGGACGAAAAAGACGGAAAGAAAUUCCGUGCCAGCUGGCAAGCUAUAAAAGCCGUUCGUGAUGCCUUAAAAAUCCCCGUCCUGGCCAAUGGCAAUGUGCGCCACCUGGCAGACGCAUACCAAUGUCUGGAGGAGACUGGCUGUGAAGGGGUUCUCUCGGCAGAGUCGUUACUCGAGAAUCCUGCUUUGUUCGCGGGCUUUCGGACUGGAGAGUGGGUUUCAGGUGAGGGGUUUAAAAACGGGGAUUUGGAUUUGGCGGAUUUAGCAGUUGAAUACUUGAGGUUUUGCGAGGUGUACUCAGUCCCGUGGAGGAUGGUGAGGUCUCACGUGCACAAGAUGUUGGGAGAGUGGUUUAGGGUUUGCCCGGAGGUUAGGGACGAGCUUAAUUCACAGUCGAAGCUCACGUUUGAGUUUCUUUACGAGUUGGUCGAGAAGCUUAGGGGGCUUGGGGUGAGGAUUCCUCUGUGUGUGAAGGAUAGUGGAAGUGAAUGGGUAGAUUGUCAUGUAGCAUCUGCAAAAUAUGCUUCUGACACUGAAAUUGGGAAACGUCCAUUAGAGAUUAGCCAAGAUUCUGUGUGGGACGAUGUCGAUCGGAUCUGUUCGGAGGAGGAGGAGCCGGAUCUUUCAUUGGCCCGAGUUGCUAUUUGCUGCUUCUUGUCGCCGGUGGCCGGUGACCGGAACAGGCGCGACGGCGAAGGAAGGCUUUCGGGCCUGAAGCAGCCCGAAAAGCAAUCCUGCCAUGAUCUCACCUUCUUCUUAACUGCCAUUGUUUAUGAGAUUAAUUUGAAGUGGUUUGAGAAGGUUUUCGCUAGAAGGUUUAAUAUGGGAAAAAAAACAGGCCUGAAUUUGCCACCCGCUGGGAAGAGUCACGCGUCAGUGGAGAAGGAUGAAGACGAUUGA